GUGCAGAGACGGGCAGCCCGUGAGCCCGCACCCUGAGUCUUUUCUCGGUCGGCCGGUCGCACGGUGCUUUGCGGCUGCCGUCAAGCGCGGCGGAGGCCGGCCGGGCCGAGGGCGCCAUGGCGGCAGGCCUGCUGCCUAGCGCCGGGGCGCUGCUGGCGCCGCUGCUCUUGGGGCUCGCGCUGCUGGGCGUUGGGCCUGCCCCGGCGCGGGCUCUGCACAACGUCACGGCCGAGCUCUUUGGGGCGGAGGCCUGGGGCACCCUGGCGGCCUUCGGGGACCUCAACUCCGACAAGCAGACGGACCUCUUCGUGCUGCGGGAAAGAAAUGACUUAAUCGUCUUUUUAGCAGAUCAGAGUGCACCCUAUUUUAAACCCAAGGUAAAGGUAUCCUUGAAGAGUCACAGUGCAUUAGUAACAAGUGUAGUCCCUGGUGAUUAUGAUGGGGAUUCACAAAUGGAUGUCCUGCUCACAUAUUUUCCCCAAAAUCAUAGCAACAAUGAAUUAGGAGCUGUUAUCUUCUGGGGACAAAAUCAAACAUUAAAUUCUAAGAACAUGACCAUACUCAAUAGGACUUUUCAAGACCAACCACUGAUUAUGGACUUCAAUGGUGACCUAAUUCCUGAUGUAUUUGGUAUCACAAAUGAAUCCAGCCAGCCACAGAUACUGUUAGGAGGAAAUUUAUCUUGGCAUCCUGCCUUGACUACUAAAAGUAAAAUGAGGAAUCCACACUCUCAUGCAUUUAUUGAUCUGACUGAAGACUUUACAGCAGAUUUAUUCCUCACAACAUUGUCUGCCUCUAAUACCUUCCAGUUUGAGAUAUGGGAAAAUCUGGAUGGAAACUUCUCUAUCAGUAGUGUCUUUGAAAAACCUAAAAACCUGGUGGUGGUUGGACAGUCAGCAUUUGCAGACUUCGAUGGAGAUGGACACAUGGAUCACCUGCUACCAGGCUGUGAAGAUAAAGACUGUCAGAAGAGUGCCAUAUACUUAAUGAGAUCCGGAACAGGGCAGUGGGUACCUGUGCUUCAGGAUUUUAGCAACAAGGGUACACUCUGGGGCUUUGUGCCAUUUUCACAUGAAGAACAACCAACAUCAAUCCCAAUUCCACUCACCCUUCAUGUUGGAGACUACAACAUGGAUGGUUACCCAGAUGCUCUGGCCAUAUUAAAGAAUACAUCUGGAAGCAAUCAGCAAGCCUUUUUACUGGAGAAUGUCCCAUGCAAUAAUGCAAGCUGUGAGGAAGUGCAUCGGAUGUUUAAAGUCUACUGGGACCUAGCAGGCCUAAAUCUAAUCAAAGACGCCGUGGUUGCCACCUUUUUUGAUAUCUAUGAAGAUGGAAUUUUGGACAUUAUAGUACUCAGUAAAGGAUACACCAAGAAUGAUGUCGCCAUUCAUACACUCAAAAAUAACUUUGAAGCAGAUGCUUAUUUUGUUAAAGUCAUUGUUCUUAGUGGUCUGUGUUCUAAUGACUGUCCUCGUAAGAUCACACCCUUUGGAGUGAACCAGCCUGGACCGUAUAUCAUGUACACAACAGUUGAUGCAAAUGGCUAUCUGAAAAACGGCUCAGCUGGACAGCUCAGCCAGUCAGCACACUUAGCUCUCCAACUACCUUACAAUGUACUUGGUUUAGGCCGAAGUGCCAAUUUCCUGGACCACCUUUAUGUUGGUAUUCCCCGUCCAUCUGGAGAGAAGUCAAUAAGAAAACAAGAGUGGACAGCAAUCAUUCCAAAUUCCCAGCUGAUUGUCAUUCCAUAUCCUCACAAUGUCCCUCGAAGCUGGAGUGCCAAAUUGUAUCUUACACCGAGUAACAUCGUCCUGCUGACUGCAGUAGCUCUCAUUGGUGUCUGCGUUUUCAUCUUGGCAAUAAUUGCUAUUUUACACUGGCAGGAAAAGAAAGCAGACGAUAGAGAGAAGCGACAAGAAGCCCAUCGGUUCCAUUUUGAUGCCAUGUGACUUUGCUUUAAGUAUCCAUAAUGGAACUUACUUGAUUGACUCAUAGUAAAAAAUAAUGGAUUUGAGAUAUUUAUAAAUUAUGCCUUCCUUGUCAAUUAUUGGAAAAUUCUAAAAUAAAUAUGGCCUGGAUAUCUCAUAAGGUCUUUUUUAAGCACUUUGUAUGUAAUAUUGGGGUUCUUUAUUCAGUAGCACUGAACAUUUUUGUUCCUUUGUGGAAUAUGUUGCAUGUACUCUGGUAUAUUUGCAUUUAUAAUUUUAUUAGAAUAAUGACGGUAGAAAGACAUGUAAAUAAAAAAUAUUUAAAUGAGCUGGGGCAGAGGCAUUGUUCCACCUGAAUUGAUCUUGCUUCUUAUCUUAAAAAAUGUGAACUGUACUUUCAUAAAUAUAUGGCAAAGUUAUUAAACUAACAUUUAUCACAGCAGAUCAAAGUUCUCAUGAAUGGAGCAGAAUGAUACUAAUUAUCUUGGCUUUGAAUCAUAGUAGGACAGAUUGCCUUAGACACCUGGCUCUACAACUUAAAAGUGAUUUGAAUUUGGCUGUUGCUUAGCUUUUCUCUAAGCCUGUUUUGUUUAUAUGAUGGUUAACUUUCCUGCCUACUUGAGUUAUCAUGAACAUUCAACUGUAUGAUGUACAGGAUGUGCUUAGCUCAGUGCCUAAGUGUUCAUGAAGCAGCAGCCAUCAUUAUUGCUAUUUUAGGUGAUUUUAUUUUACUGCUAAAGGUAAUUAUCAAAAUAUAUAGAAUUGAUAGUUAUCUUAGACAUAAGGACAUAUUCUUUGGAAAACUUAAAUUCUUGGUGAUACAUAUAUUAUAAAAAAUAAGUUGUUCAACUAAUUAUAAUACUCUCUAAAUGUGUCCUAAAAAUUAGUAUUUAAAUACUAAUCCCUGUGCAAUAAUGAAAAGCAUUUGGUCUCUUGAAAGAAAGCUGAUUUAGGCAGAAUCUGGAGGUGUACCUGCACCAUCAUAUUUCUGUUCUCAAAAGUUUGGAAAGUCUGUCUCAUUUCUAUUCAGACCUCAGAUUUUAUAUUGUGAGCUUUGCAGUGCCAAAAUUUACUUUAAAAUUAUUUAAAUCUAGAGCUCAGGAGAGAGGUUAUAAAAUUAUUAUCACAGCUAACAUUCUGAUUAUUAAGACAUGGUAUGGCUCUAAAAUAUAAAAUUCCUCGGAGACAGUUUUGUUCAUGUUGUUUUCUUCAUUACAGUUCACUAAAGGGCAUGUGUUCAUUUUUCUAUCUAAGCAUGUUACUAUAUCUUCUAAAUAAAUAUUCCUUACUGAAUGACA
Messenger RNA from Peromyscus californicus insignis, 3226 nucleotides. RefSeq names its product integrin alpha FG-GAP repeat containing 1 (gene Itfg1). The record is from RefSeq and is a predicted model, not a curated record. Bases 117 to 1949 code for a protein of 610 amino acids. Gene Ontology annotation, cellular component: plasma membrane. The transcript is spliced from 18 exons. NCBI's taxonomy places the organism in Eukaryota, Metazoa, Chordata, Mammalia, Rodentia, Cricetidae.